Messenger RNA from Ipomoea triloba (trilobed morning glory), 1216 nucleotides. Its product is annotated as protein PALE CRESS, chloroplastic. NCBI's taxonomy places the organism in Eukaryota, Viridiplantae, Streptophyta, Magnoliopsida, Solanales, Convolvulaceae. Gene Ontology annotation, cellular component: chloroplast; etioplast; chromoplast. The record is from RefSeq and is a predicted model, not a curated record. Bases 88 to 1083 code for a protein of 331 amino acids. The transcript is spliced from 7 exons. Gene Ontology annotation, biological process: chloroplast organization; leaf development; chloroplast mRNA processing.
UAUUCGGAUUUUCAUAAAUCUUCCCAAGCCCUACGAGGGAGGGUUUAAGAAGAGUGUUGUACAGUACUUGUACCCCAGAAGCCAGAAAUGGAGUCAAAGGCCCUGCGGAUAACAUGCCUUCCUCUUCUUCCCACACCCCGCUACCCCCUUCCGUCCUUCUUAAAACUUUCGCUACCAUUUCUUAACUCAAUUCCUCUAAGAAUCAAGUCUCUCCCGCCCGCAGCUCUUAACAGAUGCAAGACAACCCAAGAACAAGACCUUUAUGAUGGGAUUGCCCCAGAGUUCUUUGAUGAUGAUGAUGGCGAUGGGCUUCCCCCGGAGUUCUAUGAUGAUGAAUGGCAAGCCAAGCAAAGGGAGAAAACCAAAGAGUUGCAUAGGUUGCGUCAACUGGAAGAUGAAGAGGAGGAAAAGAAGGUUGAUGAAUAUCGGGAAAUUGGUUUGCGGUUGAAAGAUUAUCCUAUAAAAGACCUUUGCAAGGCCAGGAAAUUGGUAUCUAGCUUUAUUAGAUCAGCUGAAGAAGUUGAAGAGAAAAUUGAGGAAGCUGCGGAAAAAGGUGAACUAACUGAACUUGUUCUGAUGGUAAUAUGGAAUCGCCUCGAUCUCGCCAAGCGUGAUGAUGAGAAGGAUGCAGUUCGAAGUCUUGAUCUCUUAUACAGGCGGGUUGAGAUGGAAAUUUUGAAACGUGAGGCUACUCCGGCCAUGAGACUGCUCAAUGAUCUUCUGAAUAUGUAUGAUGGAUUUGACGAUGAAGGGUGGCUCAAGAAAUGUAAAAAAGUUAUGGUCGAAACAUUUCCACGGGAGGAUCCAUUCAGUAUUCUUGUACCUGCAGGGUUUGACAUGGAGAAGCAUGAAGGCCCGGUGAGACCAAAUCUAGAAGCCGAUGAUGAUGUACUUCUAAGAGUAGAUUUCGUGAGAGAGGUAGAUGCGCUGCUACAGGAGGUUCGAGGGGAAGAAAUCGAAGCAGUAAACGCUCAAGGGCUCGAUGCUGAAUCGGUUGCAGUUAGGUUGAAGAAACAGGAGAAGCAAAGAGCCAUUAACCAAGUGGAAGCUAUUUUAGAUGUGGCCAUUAAUUUGAAGUGGUAGUAAACAGAAGAAGCAUAACCUGCCUUCUUCCCCUCCAUGUAUCUCUUGAAGGAUUGAAAUGAAUGGAACACAACCAAGGACAUAUUAAUCUUAAUCUGUGUAUAUUGAAAGGGGUGUUUAUUUUUCAGUUCCA